AUGAAGAAGGGCAACAUCAUUGAACAGGGUACACAUGAUCAACUAAUGAGCCUGGACGGAUCGUAUGCAGAUAUGAUACGUCUGCAGACGGUCAAAUCGAAUGAAAAUGGAGCAUCAAGCUCAAGAACAAGUCUUGAUUCUCAUCACGUCGAUAGGAUAUCGAAUGAGAAGGAUCCAUUGAUUUUGCCCGAGGUUGACAUAACUCCUGCCUCAGAUCACGAAAAGAGUUCACUCGCGGAGCCGAUCAAAGGAUCAGUAAUUGCUGGCUCCAUUCGCAAGACCAUGGGGCCACUGGUGCGACCAUAUACUCUGCUUGUGUUCGUAGCCUUUUUCGCUGCUCUAAUCGUUGGUGGUCAAUACUCUGGCUCUGGGCUUCUCUUCGGUAACAUCAUGGGUGUGAUGUCACCUUGCAAUCGGCCGGACUACAUCCGUUCGCAAGGUGCAUUCCUUUCUGGGAUGUGGUUCAUGCUCGCUUGCAUAGAGUUCCUUGCAAAUUUCGCUAGCUGGGCAGUCUUUGGCUUAAUAUCUGAGCGACUGAUCUACAAAGUUCGCAAUAUGUCGUUGCAGACGCUCUUGCGGCAGCCAUUACAAUGGCACGAAUCUGACGCCCGGAGUCCUUCCCAGCUUUUAGAGUAUAUCACCAAGGAUGGCAAUUCGCUUGCUGGGUUUAGCGGCUCUAUUAUCGGUACGUAG
Molecule: messenger RNA, 693 nt
Organism: Plenodomus lingam JN3
Lineage: Eukaryota; Fungi; Ascomycota; Dothideomycetes; Pleosporales; Leptosphaeriaceae
Source: RefSeq, a predicted model, not a curated record